Molecule: messenger RNA, 285 nt
Organism: Aureobasidium namibiae CBS 147.97
Lineage: Eukaryota; Fungi; Ascomycota; Dothideomycetes; Dothideales; Saccotheciaceae
Exons: 2
Coding region: 1-285 (94 amino acids)
Source: RefSeq, a predicted model, not a curated record
AUGACCGACUACCGCGAACUAUUGGAGGCUAUCUACGGUAAUCUCAGCAAACUUCACGGAUUGAUCAAAGACAAUGAGCAAAACCUUCGUGUUGUUGACAAAGCCGACUCUCUGAUGGAAGAUGCGAAAAGUGAUCUUCUCUAUCUCAAUGACUGCAUCUACAGUGACAUGACCAGACCUUCUAACACUUCGGCAUCUCCUCCUGGUAGUGACGUCGGACACAACCAGCAACAGAACACCAAACAGCCCCCUGUGACUGGCGAGUUGGAAGAGGAGAUACUCUAA